Molecule: messenger RNA, 3020 nt
Organism: Anoplopoma fimbria (sablefish)
Lineage: Eukaryota; Metazoa; Chordata; Actinopteri; Perciformes; Anoplopomatidae
Gene: slc25a22a
Product: solute carrier family 25 member 22a
Exons: 11
Coding region: 245-1183 (312 amino acids)
Biological process (GO): L-glutamate transmembrane transport; aspartate transmembrane transport; malate-aspartate shuttle
Molecular function (GO): L-aspartate transmembrane transporter activity; L-glutamate transmembrane transporter activity
Source: RefSeq, a predicted model, not a curated record
CGGUAGGUUAGCUGUUGUCGGUCUGUCAGCCAGAGACACCGGAGGGAGAACGGCUCUGAUCACCGGGAGAAGUAACGGAACCGCUGUACGUGAUAUCCCCUUACUUGAACUAGAAGCAACUGUACGUGAACUGAUUGGACUGCAUAAUCCCUCUUGGACAGCAACACGCUACUCUGAUCGACUGACCGCCGAGUGACUAGCUAACAGACAGAUUGACACUUUGACCAGCCAGGGCUUCGGAUAAAUGGCUGACAAGCAGAUCAGUUUGCCUGCCAAAUUGAUCAAUGGCGGGGUCGCUGGCCUGAUUGGAGUGACCUGUGUGUUUCCCAUUGACCUGGCCAAGACCCGCUUGCAAAACCAGCAAAAUGGAUGUCGCCUUUACACCAGCAUGUCAGAUUGCCUUAUUAAGACCAUCCGGUCAGAGGGGUAUUUUGGGAUGUACCGAGGUGCUGCGGUGAACUUAACACUAGUCACGCCGGAGAAAGCCAUCAAAUUGGCUGCCAACGACUUCUUCAGGCAUCACCUCUCCAAGGAUGGAAAACUCACUCUGCUCAAAGAGAUGCUGGCUGGGUGCGGGGCAGGUACAUGCCAGGUUAUUGUUACAACUCCUAUGGAGAUGCUGAAAAUCCAGCUCCAAGAUGCUGGACGAGUUGCGGCUCAGAGGAAGCUGAUGCCAGAGACGGUGGCGGCAGGUACUGUGGAGGCCAAGUCUCAAACAGCCAUGCAGCUCACCAGAGAACUGUUGAGGGAAAAGGGUAUUGCUGGGCUGUAUAAGGGACUUGGUGCCACCUUGCUCAGGGAUGUUCCUUUCUCCAUUAUCUAUUUCCCCCUCUUUGCCAACCUGAACAACCUGGGCAAAAGAGGCGUAGACGGGCCCGCUCCCUUCUACGUGUCGUUUUUUUCGGGCUGCCUUGCGGGGAGCACAGCGGCUGUUGCUGUCAACCCUGUUGAUGUGAUAAAGACCAGGCUGCAGUCGCUGAACCGAGGAAGCACAGAAGACACGUACAGCGGAGUGACUGACUGCAUCAGGAAAAUCAUGCGUAAUGAGGGACCAUCAGCCUUCCUGAAGGGAGCCUACUGUCGAGCCUUGGUCAUUGCACCUCUGUUCGGCAUCGCCCAGGUGAUCUACUUCUUGGGCGUGGGUGAAUUUAUUCUCAGCUUUUUGCCUAAAAAAGACAACUAAAAGAAGCACAUCCUUACUGCCUUUCCCUCCCACAAUGCAUCACGCCAACAGCGUUCAUCUCAUCCUGAAAGAAAUUUCCAAUGGGUCAAAGUGUGACCGAUCACUACAUGUUGUUUUUGAAAUUUGCUGUGUUGAAUGUUGAAAUAGUUGUAAUUAGAAGGAGCCUUUGUUUGCCAAGCUGCCUGUGGUGGCACACAACAAUCCAGUCGGCACGCUGAGCUAGCACUCUGGAAAUGAAGCCACAAAUAUCAGUUGGAGUUUUAAUGGAAUAUUGCUUUAUGAUUAUAAUUGUAUUCUGUGAAAAUGAUUGUCGAAUUUUCAAAGUAGAUGUACUGCCCUUUGGUUGCUGCAGUUCUGCAACCACUACACUACCUAAUUUUAAACAGCUUUACGAAGAAGACCAUAGUGGACUAUUGAAAGAUAUACAUCAUACUUAGCUCAAUUAAAUGCACAUACUUUACUAAGAAAGAUAUUUGAAAACAUAAGAAGAAUAGAAUAUUAACAAAACAAAAUGCUUUCCAAAUAAUUCCUCGAGACCUUAUGUCUUAAAAAAUAGUAUAUUUAGAAUUAGAGCAAAACAUAGAGUUUGCAUCAGUUUCAAACAAAGACCCAGGGUAUGUGUUGAUGUGAUAUCAGCACCCCCCCCUAUGAUCUCUACUGAGAAGCCACAUCCCUUCCUGUAAGUGGUUGAAAUGAACUCAGCCAUUCAGCUCCGUGCAGAUUGCUUGGCUUUUUAAGUAGAUCAGGUUCCAGUUGAUAUUUAGAGCUACCACAAUGGUCUGACUGUUUUGCCUCAAAAGAUAUCUCCUGUUUCGUAGUCACGCCCUAAACUCAAGGGACAAUGUACAAAAUGCAGGGCAUUAUGCACAAACUCCAUGCCCACAUUAUUUAAAGCUGCCUCUAUGCUUCUUUCUGUUGGUUGAAUCUGUCACGCAUGUCGUAGUUGUGGUCACACCCCAAUCAGCUAAGUCACAGCAGGAGUCGCCUUCGAGAGAUGAUGGAAAACACCUGCUGUGACAUCACUGAUUGGACUGCGGCCAAAAGUGCUGUUCAGUGCACAGAGAGCGGCGAGGCAGUGGUUUUCUGCCCCGUGUGAUUAACUGUGGGUUCAGAUGAAAGCAUUAGCUGUGAGCACUAAAUGGGUUGAAGUCAUUUUAAUAGGAUGCGGGUUAUUAGCAGAUUUUUUUAAAAUGAUGUCAUCCAUUGUGGAGCCAGUGAAACUUUAGCUGGAGUAGUUCAAACCUCUUGGAUCAGGACAUAAUUAUUAUUGUUUACAGAUGAGCUCUCACUCGAUUUAGAUUCUUUGAAUUCAUUGGCAGGACCCAAAGAGCUAAUGGUAAACCUUUCUUUAUCAGGAAAAUCUAACCAAUGAUUUUUACCAAACGUCUUGUUUGCUUUAGAGGUUUUGUUUGCUUUAAGCUGCAAGGGAACGCAGCCCCUGUCCUAUCUCGUUUAUGCAUCACAACACCGAAGCCAAACUGCCAUUGGUUUAUCUCGCCGGAGAUCAAGGUGACUUUGAUGUGCAUUAUCCAAUCACAUUCCUUCCUCGCUCCCACUGUGCAAGCAGCUCGUCAAUUACCCUGUUGCACUGUAGAAACGCGAUGCAACUUUUCAAUGUUUUAUCAUUUGUGGGAGUGAGAUCUAUUUAUCAGAAAUUCCUUUCUAUAGGCAGUAUAAUACUACAUAUUUGUAUGUGUUGUUUUUUCUGUGUCAAAGUGUCCACCUUAACUCUAUUGUACAUAUGCAGAUAAUAUUAUGUUUUGGGAUUUAUUGUUUGGUUUGUACAUGACGGCUUAUUUGCACACCUACCUCUCCAGAACCCCCCCCCCAAAAAAAA